This is a messenger RNA of Spodoptera littoralis (African cotton leafworm), 1080 nucleotides long. NCBI's taxonomy places the organism in Eukaryota, Metazoa, Arthropoda, Insecta, Lepidoptera, Noctuidae. The record is from the annotation of a GenBank genome assembly.
AUGGCACAGUACAAAUUCGAAGGAGAUAUUUCAAAUUUAAAUGAACACCAUGUGGCGUUCAUAACUAAAAUUAUUUCUGAGCAAGAUAUACAGGUCAAAAAAGUGACAUUUCAUUCAGUUGGAGAAGCAGGUGACAAUUAUGUGGCAAAUGUGAAAAGAAUUAACAUAGAAGGUGCUAAUAGAAGCAUGAAGAUGAUUGUGAAGAUCGCACCUACAAAUGAAGUAGUCCGUAAAUCAAUGCAUAUUGAGGCUGCAUUCAAUCGGGAGCAAGUUAUGUAUAUAGAAGUAUUACCUAAGUUGGUUUCACUACAAAAAGCAGCAGGCGUACCAGAAGAAGACCGUCUAAGAUACGCAACAUGUUACGGAUCUCUAGACGAAGCACCAAAUGAAGUGAUAUUAUUAGAAGACUUAAGUGAAUCAGAUUUUGUGAUGUUGGACAAACACACAUCUUUAACUGAUGAAUGUGUGAAAAGUAUUUUAAAAAACUUUGCUAAUCUACAUUCACUUUCAUACGCGUUGAAGAAAAAAGAACCAGACACUUAUGAUCACUUUAAAAGUACAUUACGUAGUCUGUGGCCACUUAUUGCUGAAACUCCAGAAUUUGUAUUAAAUAUCGAACAUAUUGAAGGAGCAGUACUGUCUGUGCUAGACGAUGAGAUAUAUAAAAGUGUAGUCAGAAAUAAAAUGUUAGAUAUGUUUAAAUCCAUGGUAAAAGUAACGAAAGGAGAUGCGGGCAAACAUGGAGUGAUUAUUCAAGCCGACGCUUGGACUAACAAUAUCAUGUUUAAAUAUGUGGGAGACACAUUGGUUCAAUCAAUCAUGAUUGACUACCAGUUAUCUUAUCUACAAAACCCUGCGAUGGACGUUCUUUACAUGAUCUUCAACUGUACCGAUCACGAGAUGAGAUCCAAGAACUUCUAUGACUGGAUAGACUAUUACCAUUUAGAACUAGAUGAAAACUUAUCAAACUUUGGCUUAAAAGCUAACUUAGUUUAUCCAAGGGAUCAGUUAGAUGCUGAUUUAAAAAGAUUUGCUAAACCGAUACUCGUGGCGCAAUCUGAUGGACAACAAAAACACUAA